Messenger RNA from Brassica napus (rape), 2389 nucleotides. RefSeq lists its product as uncharacterized. The transcript has a single exon. Gene Ontology annotation, biological process: root development; shoot system development. NCBI's taxonomy places the organism in Eukaryota, Viridiplantae, Streptophyta, Magnoliopsida, Brassicales, Brassicaceae. The record is from RefSeq and is a predicted model, not a curated record. Bases 1338 to 2177 code for a protein of 279 amino acids.
ACACUGUCGUUUUAGUCUAUAUUAAUAUCUAUCCGACCAAACUCUGUUUUCGCAUUUCUCUUUCCGACAUGCAGAGUAAUUUACAUUCAAAAUGUUGUAGAGAAAGAGAAAAUGGAUCAGCCUCAUGUAUAUUUUGUUUGAUGUUUGUGUCAUUUGAAGUUUAUUUAAUACAAGAUUUGGACUAGUCUCUUUGCUCAGAAUUAGACAAAAAGAAAUUCUGUUUGCAAUACUCUCCUUAAAAGUAUUCAUAACCUUCUCUGCAAACAAAAACUUUCUUCUCAAUCUUAAUUAGUUACAAAUGACGAGAUACUUGCGUACCAAGAAAUGAUCCUUUGCUCCAGAGUGAAUGAAUCUGAAUUCAAACAUCAAUUUAUAUAUAUUAAAAUCUCACCUUAAAGUCUGAAAUUUGAUAUGUUCUUUGGUAAAUCAGACAGCAAUAUCUGAUCAGAUCAAAUAUUGUUACGUUGUUUUCUCUUUGUACAUGUGAAGAUGGAAGUGAUACUGUAAUCUUCAUUAACUACCCUCUCAAAAGUAAAGAACAAUAUUUAUUUUAACACUAAGUAGCCCAAGUGCAGAGUACUAUGACGUUUCAGUGUAAUUAAAUUGCUAAUCAUUGAGAGCCUAAAGAAGGGACAAUGUUCAACGGAUCAAUUAGUGAAGAUUUACAAAGGACAAGUGGUCAACAUUGUGGUAAUACUCUAUUCAUUUUUAUAACUCCCCUUAAAUCAUUUGUCAAAAUUAAAAUUCCUUUGUUUUGUUUAUUUCUUCUCUCUUUUGUUUAUUACACCUGGUGUCUCCUUGUCUCCUAUUAAGAUAAUAGUAAGUCUACGUAGAUAUAUACACAUAUGAGUAGGAAAUGAAUCGUUCCACGACCUUACUGAACAAGAUUCUCUUACUACUCUUAUUGUUUUAAAAAAACCCUAGAUUCUUAGCUUUCUUCUUUGUGUCAAUAUUUUUUUGAUAUAAAUAUCUCAUUGGAAAACGUUUCUCUGUGCUGUCGUGUUUUUUCCUGAUGCAACAGACUUUUGAGUUUGCCAGCGAUGAUGUAGGACGCAAGAAGAGACAAGAUAAUCAUAAUAAUCAAGAGAGCUUGACGUUGCUGGCUUCAUGACCGCAUAGAGAUUAUUAAAUUAAUCAAAAGGAGAUAAUUAUGCAAAUUCUAAUUUUAUUAUAAGGUUUUAACACAUGCCCAUUUGCUCUUACAUUAAAUUCUUAUAAAAGGUUCUUUUAGAUUUAUCUGUUGAAUUUUCAUAUGUUAUAUAUAUGUUUGGAGUCUCUAAACCUUCACACACCAAAACUUGUUUUAAACUUUCAUCUUCUUUUGAAGCCAAAACAAGAUGGCAGCAUCAACUUCCUAUGCAAAGACUAGGUCUAUUAGUUUGCCUACAAGACUAAUCCAUCCAAAAGCAAAGAGAGUUGAAGAAGAGGUGAAAAAUAUUCAAGCUCUAAACUCUUCCUCAUCAGCUUCUUCUCGAAUCCAACUUGCCCGGCUAGUCGAGCUCUACGACUUUGUUAAUCAACAAGUCAUUAGUUCUCCUCAAGGCCAACAAGCUCUUUGCCUUUCUCACAACGCAAAACUUGUUGAAGAAUCUCUUGAUGAGUCCAUCUUGUUACUCGAUGUGUCUGACUUCACAAGAGACUUGAUAGGAACAUUCUUGGAGCGAAUCCAAGAUCUUCAAUCCACUCUACGUAGACGUGGAGGAGUUAUCUCGAUGAUUCAGUCAGAGAUCCAAGCUUUCAUUAGCUUUCAGAAGAAGUUCAAGAACUCAGCGAGUAGACAACUUAAAUCCCUUGCAAGAACACAAGCAAAGAGAAAGUGUCCGUUGAUCAAACAGUCCAAAACUCUUGAUCAACAUGUUUCUAUGGUGUCCAACAUUCUAAGGCAAUCAAACACAUCGACGAUCUCUAUCUUCAAGUCUCUCUUGCAGUUUCUUUCUUCUUCGGGUGAGAACCAGAAGAAGAAUGGUGAAGUUGGAUGCGUAGAUAACUCAAUGAUCCGUUCUUUGUAUGGAAGAAUCAUCGGUAAGAAGACUGCAAAAGUCAUUGAUGUGAAAAUGAUGCUGGGGAGAUUAGCUAUGCUUAGUGUGAGCCUUGAAGCAAUUAUGGAUGAGUUAAGUUACUUGUCAAGACGACUUAUUCAACAUAGAGCGUCUCUUUUGAACAUUGUUACUCAAUAAAACAAUGAUAAAAGAGUUUGUAUAUUUUGUGUAAAAAGAACAAGUUUUGUAGAGAUGGAAUUAUUAUAGAAAAGAGUUAACCGCAUUUUCCUAAAAGUUUUGUGUAGAGUUACACGUUAAUUUAAAUCUUAGCAAACAAGAUAAACAAAAGAAUAAUAAUAAAAUAAAACUGGAGCAUGUGUAUAUAUUUCUAAACCUACAUAUGUGGUGCA